UCACUCUCUCUCUCUACGUUUUCGAGACUGGCGUUCUGCUCCUCGCGCCACCGAAGUCCGACGAAGAGAUCGAUCAAAUCGCAGCCAAUUCGAAUCGAACCCAUGGAUCUAGAAGAUGAAGCUGGAGCAGCUGAGAAUUCUGGUGGAGUGGAAUUGGUAGAUUGCGAAGGAGAUCCUAUAGUGGAGCCAUGUGAGGGUAUGGAAUUUGACUCUGAAGACGCCGCCAAGAUCUUUUACGACGAGUAUGCUCGAAGAGUGGGAUUUGUAAUGCGUGUGAUGUCUUGCCGCCGUUCUGAAAGAGAUGGCAAGAUUCUAGCUCGCCGACUUGGAUGCAAUAAGGAGGGUUACUGUGUUAGUAUACGAGGUAAAUUUGGACCAGUUAGGAAGCCAAGAGCAAGCACUAGGGAAGGUUGCAAGGCUAUGAUUCAUGUAAAGGUUGAUAGAUCUGGAAAAUGGGUAAUCACAAAAUUCGUAAAGGAACAUAACCAUCCACUCGUCAUCUCUCCACGCGAAGCUCGUCAAACAAUGGAUGAAAAGGACAAGAAAAUCCAGGAAUUAACGGUUGAGCUGCGAAACAAGAAAAGGUUGUGUGCAGCAUAUCAAGAGCAGCUAACUGCAUUUGUGAAAAUUGUCGAGGAGCACAACGAUCAGCUCUCGAAGAAAGUUCAGUCUGUGGUAAACAACAUUAGAAAAUAUGAACCUGUGGACCCGGGCCUUAUGAGGAGAAGUUAGCCUCAGUGUAUGGAUGAAUGCAGAAGAUGGUGGCAGGAGAGCGACAGGAGCUGUGCAUAUAUGCUGUGGCAUGUGCAAUCCAAGGGCUUCUUUAAGAGGAUUGAUGGUUAAUGAUCACUAAGCAAUCAGCAAGAGAUGAUUAGGGUGAAAGUACGAGUAUACUGGUCAUCAGAAGAUUGCGUGACCAUUGGCAGUGGUUGUACUACGCGCUUUAUCUAGCGAUGGAGAGCAGUCAUAUUGUGCUUUUGAUCAUGGAAGCAGGGCGAUUGGAGCCAACAGGAGCCCAGUCAGUAUGAAUCCUCUAGACUUGAUGACCAUGUGAUUUAUGUUCAAGAGGCAUAUUAUAUAGUUCGAUAUGUUCCUAGGGGGAAAAUAGCAAAUUAAAAGCUGUAGUUAAAUUGUUUAAAACUGAUCUUUUUUUCUAGGAGUAUUUUCAGAUGUAGGCCUACUUUUCUGCACUUCUUACAAGUUUUUUCUAUGUGAGGUACUUUGGAUUGGUAGUAGAGAUUGUGCUAAAAGAAUUCAUCACAAGGAACAACUAUUCAAUGCAAGGGUUAUCCUUCUGCCUCGUGUCGUGAGGUGUUUUUCUCGUAUCAAAAAGAUAUGAGAAGUGGUUACAAA
Molecule: messenger RNA, 1353 nt
Organism: Eucalyptus grandis
Lineage: Eukaryota; Viridiplantae; Streptophyta; Magnoliopsida; Myrtales; Myrtaceae
Product: protein FAR1-RELATED SEQUENCE 5
Exons: 4
Coding region: 103-732 (209 amino acids)
Source: RefSeq, a predicted model, not a curated record